UAAAAAGAUUGCAGGAAAAAAUAACAUAUUCACAACACAAAACUUAUUGGUGUCAGAAAGCCACAAAUGAACUGCUGAAACUAUGUCUUGUUUGUUUCCUGCCUAUGUAUCCACCAAUAAACAGCAGCAAAAAACUGGAGAUGAGUCGGUAUUCGGCAGAGAACAUGCGCCUUCCGCUGUUUGUGUAACCAACGAUGUUACUCCCCAGUGGUUGGAAAAUCGAAGUUUCAAAAGUGAUGAUGCCCUUCUUUUACAUCAGAGACACCUGGGCCAGAAUCAAAGGAAUAAAAGUGAGGAUUCAAAUGGAGAACCAAAGCAGGAGGACACACAGACGACAGUAGUUUGUGAUGUCAAAAUAGAAGAAGAAGAAAAAGUAAAGGAUUGUUUAGAAAGUCGUGAUGGCAAGAUUCACAAGAAGAAACAUAAACGGCGCCACCUCUCUGAGAGUCCCAGUAGGAAGGACUAUCGAAAAAAACACAAGUCACAUCAUUUUUCUGGUACAACUGACAGUGAAGCCAAGAAGAAACAACAUAGGAGACUUCCCUCUCCAAGCCUUGGGAAAGAUUAUCACAAGAAAAAACAGGAAGAGGAUCAGGAAAAAAAGAGCAUGAAAGAGAGCAGAGAAUCUGGUGAUAGAAGCCAACACAAGCACAAACACAAGCAUAGGCACAGACGUGACAGACGUGAUGAAGAUAGGACAAAAAGGAGAGAGGAAGAUAAAAAGCAGGAAAAAGAAUCACACAAUGUUAAGCCUAAUGCAAAGAAGAUGGUUGUUAUUCCACCUGGGAAGGUUUUCAUUGAUGACAUCAAGGACCUAUCACCAGAGAAUGCCUUUCGAGUGGACCGCAAACCUGACAAAGUUAAUGCAGAAUUCGAAUCCAUCUACAAAAUGAAUGUGGCAAAAUACAGAUGUCCAAAAUAUUGCCUUGGGCAAAGUAGUAGUCAGCUCUUCAUAUCCAAAGGUGAUAAAAAGUCUAAAUCUGACUGCGUGUUGGAUCGUUAUUUCUCUAAAAACAAGCUGAAACUGAUUUAUGAUGAUCAAAAUGUGCUCGAUUUAAACAUUGAUAAGAGUUCUAAAAAUUCUGAGAAAUUUAGAAAGCCAAAAUCUGAAUCCUCAGAUUUCUUAGAAAUUACCAAGACAAAGCCAGAGAAUUCAGAAUACAAUCCUUUGGGUGUGUAUGAUCAGAAAACUGCAAUGUACAUUCAAGGGGUUGGUGGGGUCGCAGCGAAAGAUGUUGAUCCUCCUGCUGAAAGUUCAGUUGAGGGUAAUUUCAAGGAGACCGUGUCAGAGAGCAUGAAAAGACGAACUGAGGAUUUCUCGCGUUGCUUGAGAGAGAAACCAUAUGAUAUUCAAAUGUGGCUAGAAUUUGUCAAGUUCCAGGACGAGGUUUUGGAGUGUGAAAUGGCAGCCGAACGGGACUCUGGUGCCAAAUCCAACAAAGGAAAGAAACAGGUUUUCCUUGUGGAGAAAAAACAAGCUGUGAUUGAUAAAGCUCUUCAGAAAAACCCUAACAAUGUCAAGUUACAGUUAACUAAAUUGGAGUUGCAUUCUAAUGUUUGGGAUUCAGAUACAAUGAUGAAGGAAUGGGAAACUCUUGUCCUCAGUCAUAUUGGUGAUGUGACAUUGUGGAAGGAGUUCCUCCUGUUUGUGCAAUCAUCGUUCUCAAGGUUUUCAGUUUCAAAGGUCAUCAAACAGUACACGAUGUGUAUGAGGACACUGAGAGAUUUGCAGUUGAGGAAGCCAAAAUACCAACAUGUUGCAGUGCCAAAGGACAUAGAUCAACACAUUUUAGGUAUUUUCCUUCAGUUCUGCUAUUUCCUGAAGCAAGCUGGUUUUGCUGAGAAAAGUAUUGCCCUCUUCCAAGCCAUGAUCGAGUUCAAUCAUUUCAUGCCUGCAGUGCUACACCAAGCUCCGAGGGAGGAACAGGUUGCAUUGUUUGAACCAUUCUGGGAUAGCUGCGUGCCAAGGUUUGGGGAUGAAGGGGCUAUCGGUUGGUCAACAUGGAUACUGGACAAGUCAACAAAUUUCCCGCCUCCAUUGGUGUCUGCAGUGGAUGAAGAUGAUGAUGACAUCCUUGACAAGACACUGCCCCGAAAUCAAAAUUGGCUAGCCGUUGAGAAGCAUCGUGAAGGAACAUUUUGGUUGCCAUGGAGACCAGAUAUCACAAAAGGUCAAGGUCAACAGGACUGUGAGGAUCCAGAUAGACUUGUUCUCAUUGAUGACAUCACAGAUUUCCUUGUGACCUUUUCUGAAGAAGUGAAAGCAAAACUAGUGCUCAGUUUUCUCUCAUUUUUGGGUGUUUCCAAUCAUCGGGUGAAGGAUUCAGUUGGAAAAAUGGCCGUUAUUCACAAACCCAUCCAAGAUCUUCCCAAUCAGAUGUCCUGUCCAAAAUCUUCAGAAUCGUUGGACUUUUAUCAGACUUUGAAUUCUUUCCCAUCCUCUGAUGAUUCAAUACUCCAAAGCUUUGCAACAGAACUCUUCAAGCAAGUCUGUAAACUUCUUCCUACCGAGACAAGGCAGGAUGUGACUGUAGCGUGGAUGACAUCUGAGAUCAAUAGGAUGAAAAAUUGUGCUGGUUCUGAAAAGAAAGUAAAGAAGCAUCUUUACAAAGAAGUGAAAAAGUUUUGCAAAACAAUCCUGCAGGAACAAUCCAAUCGGAGUUGUUUAGAAUUGUGGGAGUUGUAUGGCAGGUUUGAAUGGUGCUACGGCAGUGUCGUGGAUGCCAGUAAAGUGUUCGAUAUGGCCAUUGGUAUGCACUGCAAAGAUGUUGUGAAUUUGAGCGGUUCACAGCAGCUUCAAGCUGUCAAACUGUGUUUCAGUUACUGUGAGUUGAUCCUAGGACUUCAUGAACCCAGACUUGUCCUUUCGAAAAAGAUUGGGUUGCGUGAGUCGCAGGUGGCGCAUGUCCUUUACAUACUAACAUGUUUGAUUGGUGCUGCUGAGUUUGCUGUGCCGUCUGCUGUGAAAAACACAACUCCGCCACAGAUGCUCAAAGCAAAGAAACAUUUCGUUGACUUUUUGAAAACGACUUUGGAUAAUUUCCUCAGUGCUCUUCAGCAAAAUCAGGAGUUCCAAACACUUGGUGAACUUGCAAUGACAUGGACUGAGUGUUAUGCUCUUUACCAGUAUUUAGGUCUAGGAAUAAAAGCUGCAGCGGUCGUGAUGGAAGAAACCAUUGACAAGAUCAAGCCUUUCACUAUUACAAAGUAUACUCCACUGAGCACAAGUGGCGUUAUGAAAUCGGACAUUUCGACGUACUUUGAGAAACUUCAUGUCUCUUAUAUCAAGCUUCUUACAUUCCACUUGAGUACGACCUAUGCCCCUCUCAGCAUCCUGCGCAGUCCCCUGAUGAGGGGCCUGCAGCUGUUCCCUGAUAAUCCAUGCCUACUAUCCACAUUCAUCGAGAUGGAGGCCAGCUCACAUAUCGCUGGUAGGGUCAGGAAGUACUUCGAUCACAGUGCUAGGUCUGGGUCCAUCACAAAUUGGUUCUUUGCUAUCCAUGCUGAACUUCUGAGGAAGCAGUCGCUGUUGGAGUCAUUGGCAAAUGGAGAUCAAGUCCUCGAAAGGAAAUAUUCAGGAAAAGAAGCCAAUCCUGACUUGGGCAUUGCCAACAGGAUACGGUCAUUGUUUGAGAAAGCAACAGCGUCACAAGGUGGGAAAACAUCUAUUCUUCUGUGGAGGAUGUUUGUACACUUUGAGGUUUCAGAAGGCGACCAGUCCAGAGCAAGAGCUGUCUUCUAUAGAGCCCUGCAACAUUGCCCAUGGGCUAAGAGCCUGUACAUGGAUGGUGUGAGUUACUUCCCAGAUGACUUCCAGGAUGUGACUGACUUGAUGACAGAGAAGGAGGUUCGAGUGCGCUGCCUGCCGGAGGAGCUGGAUAUUCUGCUCGAGGACGGAGAGGACCAAAUAGAGGGAGAGCCCGCUGGUGAUGGGUCAUGAUGAUGCCAAACCUAAUCAGAAGACAUUCUUGCAACUUGGUGACUGUUCAGAGUGGGGAGCCGAUUCAAAGACAUUUUUUGAAUCAGUUGUUGUGAAUAUAACUUAGACAGAUAAAGAUUGAUGAAGCAAGGUCAUAAUCAAAUGAUGAUUGAAAAGAGGGGAUAUAUAAUUGCUGGUAAAUUUCAGGGCCCAGUUGUUCAAAAUGGUUCUAUUUGAUAGACGUUUACUUGAAUGAUGCUCAGAAGCCAUUUGACAAGAUUAUAAGGACCUGUGUUCAUGGUUAAAAGGUAGAGCAUUUCAAUAAAGACU
Messenger RNA from Lineus longissimus, 4249 nucleotides. Its product is annotated as nuclear exosome regulator NRDE2-like. The record is from RefSeq and is a predicted model, not a curated record. Gene Ontology annotation, biological process: regulatory ncRNA-mediated heterochromatin formation; RNA processing; negative regulation of RNA catabolic process. Lineage: Eukaryota; Metazoa; Nemertea; Pilidiophora; Heteronemertea; Lineidae. Gene Ontology annotation, molecular function: protein binding. The transcript has 10 exons. Bases 83 to 3940 code for a protein of 1285 amino acids. Gene Ontology annotation, cellular component: catalytic step 2 spliceosome.